Messenger RNA from Thermothielavioides terrestris NRRL 8126, 3043 nucleotides. RefSeq lists its product as uncharacterized. The transcript is spliced from 2 exons. Gene Ontology annotation, molecular function: cysteine-type carboxypeptidase activity; K48-linked deubiquitinase activity; cysteine-type deubiquitinase activity. The record is from RefSeq and is a predicted model, not a curated record. Gene Ontology annotation, cellular component: cytosol; cell periphery. Lineage: Eukaryota; Fungi; Ascomycota; Sordariomycetes; Sordariales; Chaetomiaceae. Gene Ontology annotation, biological process: protein K48-linked deubiquitination. The coding region runs from base 80 to 3043 and encodes 987 amino acids.
GCCGCGGGCCACGGGGUCCCUCUCGUCGACCACGAGCUCUGAAUAGGCGUAAUUACAAGCUGGUCUCUAUAGCUGCACGAUGGUGACGCGAAAGCCUCUUCCCGCGCACCCCGCCCUCGACCCAGCUCUCUUGCAGCAGGCACGGGAAGCAUGGGCACCGAGCAACGAGGCAGAUGACACAAGAUGGGACGGCGAGGCAGUUCGGCCACGUCAAGGCCAGGCAGGAAGCACGGAACCGCCGCCGUCCGACACCAUGAACGCUGUGAGGCCUGGCGUCAAUGCCGACUUUGUCGGCGUUGGGGAGGAGGGCAACGUGUGGGCCGAAAGUGCAGCCGCGCCGAAACAAACGGAUGGCCUGAGCGAAGUGCCGGUGGCGCCCGGACCCGGCAGUAGCCAUGAGCCGGACGCAAAUGGGAACCAAACGGCUGCGACGGGCCAACCUUCUCUGCCAGUGCCGUCAGCCCUGGGGCCCGAAGGGGGAGUGCCGAAAGCAGAAACCAACCCGUUUAAACGGAAGAUGUUGUCUCUUGGGGCGGAGGCUGCGGCCGGCAAGCAAGAUUCAGCUGACCGCCCCCAACUGCCGGCUCUUCCCGUCGACGACUUCUCACAGCUCAGCCUCAACGAGACCAGCACCAAUCCCUGGCAACCAGCGCUCGACGAACACAAGGCGACCCCCCCGCCGGCCCCGAGGCUACUGGACCAGGAGGUCGCCGGGGACAAUGUUUGGGCUUCAGCAAAACCAUCGCGCCAGCCCACCCCUAAGCCGACACCAGCCUCCCCGGCGCUCUUGUCUCUCCCCUCGGAGGAAGGAUCUGCCGGUUGGGAGGAGGAGCCGAAGAAGCAGGCAAUUUCUUCGACGCUUAUUGACACGGCUGACGAGGAAGUGCUCGACGAUACCCGUACAUGGGAUGACCUCAAGCCUAUCGACAAAGGCAAGAGCCCUGCGCAGCUGCCGCCGGUGCUGAACAAGGGGGCCGCGGGAACAGACGACUGGAACUUGAUCGACGUGGAGACGCAGCCUAGGCCCCUUUCGAGGCAGAGCACUUGGGAAAACUUCAAGGAUGAGGACGAUGCUCCAAACACAACGUCUGCAGCGGGGGCAGGCGGGGAGACAGCUCCAGCUCCUACCUCAUCUCCGCAACGGUCGAGCGAGGCAGCGCCCCCGAAACCGCAGCGCCCUGUUGACAAGUCCGAGACAUACCAGAUCAAGAACAUUACAUGGCACGACCCAACAGCGGCCAAGAAUCCCAGAACGUCGCCCAUCCUCGUCCAGAACGCCAAUGGGCCAUGCCCGCUAGUGGCGCUGGUCAAUGCGUUGAGUCUCACAACACCGGCAGACGUGACAAGCACGGCGCUUGUCGAGACGCUGAGGUCACGCGAGCAAGUCAGCCUCGGGUUGCUGCUGGAUGCCGUUUUCGAUGAGUUGAUGUCGGAGAGGCGCACGCAGCCGGACGUUCCCCUGCCGGACAUGACGGAGCUGUAUGAUUUCCUCCAGGGUCUGCAUACCGGAAUGAACGUCAAUCCGCGCUUCAUACCGACGCCGGGUGUUGUCCAGGCCUUCAAACGCACAUCGCUGACGCACCUUCAUCCCACGGAGCGCAUCGACAUGAUUCCGGGGACCUUUGAGCACACCAAGGAGAUGGCGCUUUACUCGACCUUUUCGAUCCCGCUCAUCCACGGGUGGCUGCCAUCCAAAGACGACGUAGUGUAUGAGGCGUUCUCGAGGCAAGCGGCGUCGUACGAAGACGCCCAGAACCUCUUGUUUCGAGAAGACGAGCUCGAAGAGAAGCUGUGCGACCCUCAGCGCGGCCUUAGCUUGGAGGAGCAGCAGAUCUAUCAGGACCUCCUGACGAUCAAGUCUUUCCUCAGCAUAUCGGCGACGCAGCUCACCCGGUUUGGGCUCGACGUCAUCAGAAGGGCCAUGAAGCCAGGCUCAGUGGCGAUCCUCUUCCGCAACGACCACUUUGCGACAUUGUACCGCCACCCGCAAACCCUGGAGCUCUUCACCCUGGUUACCGACGCCGGCUACGCCGGGCACGCCGAGGUUGUGUGGGAGUCCCUCGUCGACGUCAAUGGCGAAAGCGCCGAGUUCUUCUCGGGCGACUUCCGCCUCGUCGGCGGCGCGGCUCACGACCAGCCGGGUCCCUCAGCCGGUCGCUCGGCUGACGCGGGCCACGACGGAGGCAACGACGGGUGGACAACGGUCCAGAGUCGCCGCGGCCGCGCCCACGCCCAUGCCUCCCGUCAGAGCGCCUCGGUGGAGCCACCACUGUCCCCGAACCACGAACAGGAAGACCGAGACCUCGCGCUGGCGCUGCAGCUCCAAGAGGAAGAAGACGAGCGCGCCCGCGCCGAUCAAGCGCGCCGCCGCCGCGAGAGCAUGCUCUCGGAGCAAUACAUCGAGCAGCAAGCCCGCACGGGCGCCAACACCGGCGCCGGCGGCCACGCACGCCGCGGCAGCAGCUCCGCCGCCCUCGCCACCGGCCCGCACCAGGCAUCGUCCUCCGACGCCACCACCGCCGGCCGGCCUCGCCCCUCCACACAAACAGUCCGCUCCCUCCUGCCCCCGCACACCACCACCACCAGCACCCCCACCACGUCCACCGUCACCGCCACCAACCGCCCUGCGAACGCCGACGCCCUCGACGACGACGACGUCCCGCCCCCGUCGUACGAACAGGCGGCCAAGCAGCUGCCGUACGUCCCGCCUGCGGGCCACCCCAGCCACCCGGCCAGUCCUCCGACGGCGGACGGGGCCAGCGGGAGGAGCGGGGCUGCGGGUGGCGGGUUCCUCUCAGCACCGCCGCCGUCGUCGCAGGGCUGGGAUCCGGGGCUGGCUCCCGCUCCAGGGCAAGCGCAGGGGCAGGAAAGGCGGAGUCCGAGGGGUGGAUAUCCCGCUGUCCAUUACGGUGAUGGUCGCGGCGGUGAGGGACGGGGAGGGUAUAGAAGGGGCUGGGGAGGCCCGUCGUCGCCGGCGCCGGUGCCGGCUGGGAGCGCGGCGGGUGGGGGUAGCGGGCGGGAGCGGGAUUGUGUAGUUAUGUGA